UUCCGCUUGUUCCGAUGCAACCUCGUCCGUAUCCACCACUGCCCUCCGCGCCGCCACCGGGAGAAGCUAAGCUGCUCGCAUUCUCAGUCCUCACGGGGUUUCAGGUGCCAACUUCCUGUAUCUACCAAGUACCAACGCGGCUUAUGCGGAAGGAAAAUGGCCGGAAACGGUGGGUGCCGUACGGCUGUACCUCAUCGUCCGGUGUUGGUUGCCUCUGAGCUGAGGUACCACUUCGAGGUCAAGUUUCGUGUGAAGUGAAGCUGUGGAUCGACUAGGUGCCGGUGCCGCCACUCGAGUACUACAUAUUUGCUAGGCCAAUGCGUUUCAGCAUGGCCUUUUUGCCUCCCCUAAGAACUGCAUUGUUCUUUUUUUAAAUUUUUUUUACACUUCGUUCGGGAAUUCCAACGCGUGCCUGUUCGCUGCUGUAUGUAUGCCAAAAUUUCGCUUUCGACCAUCCUAGUAGUUCGUCCGGUAGUCCCUUUUCUGGUUGAUUAACACUGCAGGGCCGUACAUGGAAGUCCUCCCAACUCGGUGGACAAGCUUGCACUGGCUAGUCCUGCUGUCUAACUGUCCCGUUGAGUGGAGUUCAAGGCACUCAUGUUAGUAGCGCUGCUCGGUUCUCCUGAACUAGCUAUUGCUUCCGCGGUGGAUUUGGAUUCCUGUUCAGUGGACUAGUGCUGGGCAGUACUCCAUUGUCAUGUGAUCCUUUGCGCAUCGCAUCUCAUAAGGGUCGCAGUUUUUAUCUGCUAGCACAAGCAUUCACCUAUGCGUUGUAAUUGCUCUUCUGGCUUCCCCGCCUUUUGUCUUCUCUCAGCCAGGGUCGAGGAUUUCUUGUAGAUGACUCGAGCUUCGACUAUCGAUUUCGGACGGCGGAAGCAGAGCGAGCUCUUCGGCUCAGGGCCACUGCGUCCAGCAAACAUCAUCAGAAAUAAAUUCCCCACCUACAAGAAUGGUUCGAAUGGGAUUGUUAUCAAAUUGGCCGAUGGCCCAGAAAUGCCAUCUCUCAAGGAGGCCGUUGCCAAGGAGGCAACAGAUCUGCUUGAUAGGUGUCAGCGCCCUUCAGUCCGAGAGCUCACCAUGAAAUUCGAGAAGGGCUUUAACACAGCUACCUUGCUGUCUAAUGAGGCUAAAUGGAGACAUGCGGCUUUAUUGGAGCGGGACAUCCUUCUAAAGGAUCUUAAAAGUGUGUUGGAAUCGCUGAGAGGUCGAGUAGGGGGCAAAAAUAAAGAUGAAAUCGUGGAGUCUCUAUCUAUGGUGGAUAUUUUAGCCAUUGAGCUAUCCAAAAGAGAAGAUGAGUUGCUCCGGCAAAAAACAGAGGUCACAAAAAUUGCAGACACGCUGAAACUGGCUUCUACAGAUGCCAAGAGAAUUAUUGACGAAGAAAGAGCCAAUGCUCGGUUGGAGAUAGAAAGUGCUAAAGCUUCUGUACAAAAAAUUCAAUCAGCACUUAAAGAGCAGGAACUUUUUUCUCAAAGAACUGGGAAGCAGGAUGUCGAUGAACUGAAGGAAGAAGUUCAAGAAGCACGAAGAGUGAAAAUGCUGCAUUGCCCAAGCAAGGCAAUGGACAUUGAGAACGAGAUCCAAGUUCUGCGUGAUCAACUGGCUGAAAAAUCUUCAGAUUCUCUUCGCCUUUUGAAAGAGUUGGAGCUGCAUCGAAGUUACGGGGAAAAUGACAUGCCCUUGUAUGAAUUAAAGGGUCUAGAAACCUUAGGCUCAACGUUGCGCAUAGUUGUUCACGAGUGUGCCUCUGUAGAUUUCUCGAACAGUUCAAUCCAGUGGUUUCGCAUACAGCCUGAAGGAAGCAAGAAAGAAAUUAUUUCAGGCGCCACAAAACCAGUAUAUGCUCCAGAACCACAUGAUGUGGGGCGGUACAUCCAAGCUGAAGUCAAAUCUGGUGGCCAAAUCUCAGUCGCAAAAACUGCCGGUUCAAUAGAUCCUGCUGCAGGAUUGGUUGAAUAUGUAGAAACUCUCGUGAGGAAUCCUGAAACUGAUUAUAAUGUAGUCAUUAUUCAAGUAAAUGGAGUUGCUCAGGCUGCAGACUCCGUUCACGUUCUUUGCAUCGGGAGAUUGCGGAUGAGACUUGCUAAAGAAAAGACGGUCGUUGCGAAGGAGUUCUAUUCCUCGUCAAUGCAGUUGUGUGGCGUUAGAGGAGGUGGAGACGCCGCUCCCCAAUCGAUCUUCUGGCAACCCAGAAAGGGCCUCAGCUUUGUGCUGGCAUUUGAGACAACCAGAGAACGCAACUCGGCGCUCAUGCUCGCCCGGAGGUUCGCCAUCGACUGCAAUAUCAUCCUUGGUGGUCCGGGGGACAAAACGUCAUGGUGAAGUGAAACAACCAGCGCACUCUGGAACCUGAAGCCUGACCGAUUCUUGAAUUGCACAUACUGUAGUUCGAUUGUCGCAUCUGAUCACUGAGAGUAGCUGAGCUCAGUUUAGCGUUGUACGUACGUAGUGCCAACUGCCAAGUGUUGGCUCCGAUUCAUUUUUUUUAAGUUUAGGACUCGUUGCGUGUACUCGCCGGUUGUGUAGUGUAGUAGUUAUGUAUACUUGUGUUCCUGAUGAAGAGCUGAACUACGAGUGCCUAGAUGUCAUGAUGCAUCCAUGAUGGCAUAUCGGGUACCUGUC
Messenger RNA from Zea mays, 2622 nucleotides. Its product is annotated as Stomatal closure-related actin-binding protein 1. Gene Ontology annotation, molecular function: actin binding. The coding region runs from base 838 to 2322 and encodes 494 amino acids. The record is from RefSeq and is a predicted model, not a curated record. Gene Ontology annotation, biological process: actin filament organization; regulation of stomatal movement. The transcript is spliced from 13 exons. NCBI's taxonomy places the organism in Eukaryota, Viridiplantae, Streptophyta, Magnoliopsida, Poales, Poaceae.